Molecule: messenger RNA, 4135 nt
Organism: Megalops cyprinoides (Indo-Pacific tarpon)
Lineage: Eukaryota; Metazoa; Chordata; Actinopteri; Elopiformes; Megalopidae
Gene: ppig
Product: peptidylprolyl isomerase G (cyclophilin G)
Exons: 13
Coding region: 115-2529 (804 amino acids)
Biological process (GO): protein folding; protein peptidyl-prolyl isomerization
Cellular component (GO): nucleus
Molecular function (GO): peptidyl-prolyl cis-trans isomerase activity
Source: RefSeq, a predicted model, not a curated record
CUUUAGAAAUAUAGUGAAGGAGAAGUCUUGUCAGACUCGUCUUUUCUCGGCUUUUGAAGAGCGACCCAAGGAUACCGGUCGCAGUCGAACUGUUGAGGGAGACACUGAGUGACCAUGGGGGUGAAAGCACAGCGCCCUCGCUGCUUCUUUGACAUCGGCAUCAGCAACGUUUUCGUUGGGAGAGUUGUUGUCGAGCUGUUCUCCGACGUGUGUCCGAAAACAUGUGAAAACUUCCGCUGCCUCUGCACAGGGGAGAAAGGAGUUGGGAAGGGAACCCAAAAGCCACUGCAUUACAAAGGAUGCUUGUUCCACAGAAUCGUAAAGGACUUUAUGAUUCAAGGGGGAGACUUCAGUGAAGGCAACGGCAGAGGUGGUGAAUCUAUUUAUGGGGGAUUCUUUGAAGAUGAAAGCUUUUCUGUCAAACACAAUAAGGAAUACCUCUUGUCUAUGGCAAACAGAGGCAAGGAUACCAAUGGAUCACAGUUUUUCAUAACAACAAAACCUACACCUCACCUGGAUGGUGUUCACGUGGUCUUUGGUCAAGUAAUCUCCGGCCAGGAGGUGAUUAAGACCAUUGAAAGUCAGAAGACAGAUGCCAGCAGUCGGCCCUACGCUGAAGUGAAAGUGCUCAACUGUGGGGAGCUUAUUCCAAAAUCUAAAGCUAAAAAACAGGAGAAGAAAAGGCGCAAGUCGUCGUCCUCCAGCUCCAGCGAGGACUCCAGUGACUCGGACUCGUCGGCUGACUCCUCCUCCGACUCGGAAGGCGAGUCCGAGAAGGAGUCCAAGAAGCGCAAGAAGAAGCACAAGAAAGAGUCCAAGAAGAAGAAGAAGGAGAGAAAGCAGAAGAAGAAGGACAAAAAGGGCUCGGAGGAGGACAGCGAAGAGGAGAAGGGCGAGGCGGAGCCUGUUUCCACGGUGCGACCCGAGGAGAUCCCGCCCAUCCCGGAGAACAGGUUCCUCAUGAGGCGGAGCCCCCAGCUGCAGCAGAAGGAGGAGGUGAUGGGGAAGGAGAAGGAGAAGAAGAAGGAGAAACCCAGGGAGAGCAGCACCAUGUUCAACUCCCAGCAGUCGUCGUACCAGAGAAGACUUCUGGUGACGAGGUCUGGCAGGAAGAUUAAAGGAAGAGGGCCAAGGCGCUACCGGACUCCGUCGCGCUCCAGGUCCAGAUCGAGGGACCGGUUCCGGCGCAGCGAGACGCCUCCGCACUGGCGCCAGGAGAUGCAGCGGGCCCAGCGGAUGAGGGCUCCCAGCGGAGAGCGCUGGAUCAAGGGAGACAAGAGUGACCAAAUGGAAGGCAAAAAUGAAACCGCAAAGCCCCCAGUGAGAGGGAGGGAGAGGAAGACCUCUGAGAACAAGCAGGAGGCUCCCGACAGCCCCGGCCGAAACCGCGAGAAAGAGAAGAAGGGCCGCUCCCACCGCUCUAAGAGCAAAGAGAAGGACGGCCAGAAGACGGCCGACAAGGAGGAGAAGCACGACAAACACAAGGCCAAGAAGAAGGCCAAGUCCCGCAGCCGGAGCCGGAGCAAAGAGAAGAGCGGCAAGUCAAGGAGCAGGGAGCGGGACGGCAAGCACGGCAAGGCCGAGGAGAGGAGGGCCCGCUCCCGGAGCAAGGACAGAAACCACACCAAAGGGAAGGAGAAGGCAGCCGAGUCCGCAGCAAAGGAGAGGGAGAAUAGCAAAAGCAAGGAGAGGACCAAGCAGGCCGAGGCAGAGGGCAAGGAAAAGGACAAGGAGAAGGAGAAGGACAAGGACAAGGACAAGGACAAGGACAAGGACAAGGACAAGGACAAAGAGAAAGAGAAGGAGAAAGACAAAGACAAAGAGAAAGAGAAGGAGAAGGACAGGGAGGAGAGGAAGGGCAGGAAUGGUGAGAAGCCCAGGGCAAAGUCCAGGAGCAAGGAGCGGCACCGGAGGUCCCGCAGCAGGAGUAGGGAGAGGGGCAGGCGUGCCUCGUCCCGGGACAGAGACAGAGACAGAGACAGAGACCGGGAGAGGGAGAGGGACCGGGAGCGGGAACGGCAGAGGGACCGGGACGACCGGCGGAGGGGCAAGGGCAGGUCCCGCAGCCGGGACAGGAGGCGGAGCCCGGACAAGAGCAAGAGCAGGGACUCCAGGAGGGGCAGACGGUCCCGGAGCAGGAGCGGCGAGCGCGAGCGUGACCACAGCAAGGACGGCUCCUCCCACGCCAAGCGCGGCCGGGCCAGCGAGGAGCCCCGCAGGAAGAAGAGGUCCAAGAGCCGCGGCGGCAGCAGCAGCAGUAGCAGCAGCAGCAGCAGCAGCAGCUCAGACAGCGAGGGCGAGCGCGGCCGCCAAAACAAGAGCCGCCGCAGCGCCAGCCCCGGGUCCAGGAAGAAGACGGACAGCAGCAGGGAAGGAGAGCAGUCUCAAAAGGCCAAGGAGAAGGAGAAGGAAAAGGGGUCGUCUGCCAGCCAGGAGAGGAACCAAAAGUCAAAGAGCCCAGAGAGACAGAAGAACCACAGCAAGGACAAGAAGUACAACUCCAGCCCGAGCACAGACGACAGCGAUUGACCCUGUUCAUAACCGGCCUCUCUCGACCCGCGAAAAGACCUGCCCCUCCUGGACCAUCUGCAGCAGCGCAGCGAGACUUCCUACGGCUGCGGACGUAUUUGAGACAUAUCUUUUUAAAAGUGACUUCAGUUGGCUCUUCAAGAGAAUUGGCAGCCAGGGAUAUUUAUACUACUGAAGUUUUGUUAAAAACUUAAGAAGAGCAGUGUGGAAUCUGGAAUCUGGUUUUGUUUGUCUGGUUUGCGUCUUUUUGUUUUUUUUUUUUCCUUUUUUUGCAUUUUGUUUCACAGAGAUACGAAUCAGAGGAAACAUGAAGAGCGUUGUAUGCUAAGCUCCUGUUUUACUUUAAAGAACCCCCUUUAAAGUGACUCAAUGACUGACUUGUCUCCUAGCCGAUGCAUUUGUAGUAGGAAAAUGAUCUUCAUUCAGUGUGUACAAUGUUUCAAAAGACUAUCCCAAGGAAAUUCUUAUGCCCCCCCCCCAAACCAGUCACGUCAUACUCAGGAUUCUUCAAUAUAAGAUUCUACUUUUUCCAUGUCUGGAGGAGAGCUUUUAAUUUAGAAUGUCUUUGUAAAGGAUGUUUUAAUUGAAUGGUUGAAUCAGUGUCAACAUUGUGUAACAGGUUAAAAAAGAAACAACCAUUGUAUGUCUUUUUUUUUUUUUUUUUGGAUGUUUUCAUGCUGCACAAGAAGUUGACACGUCAAUAUGACUGUUAAAAGCCUGUGGAGGGUGGUGGUUGGGCCAUUUAAGCCUUUGAAGCGUAAACAGAAAUUUUUGAAGGAAAUACUUAACGAGGCUUGUUUGGCUGUAGAAACCACAAGCCACUGGCAGUUCCUUCCUUCUCUGAUGGGUCUGAAGGAGGCCACCUUUGAAUCAAAUGGAUGUCAGUCUCCCUGUGUAAGCUGUUUUGAUUGAGAAUGGAAAGUGGUACUCAUUGUUCGAGAUCUUUUCUUUUUUCCCCGCUAAAGUUCAUAGUUUGAAGGGCUGUGGCGUGUGUUUUUAUCGGUUCAUUGGAAAGAGGUGGACAUGUUUGAGGAGAGUACAGACUAAUGUUUGGAAAUUGAGACCCUUUGUUUUCGUUUACGGUCAUUUGGACCAUGGGAGGUGGUGGUCUACAGGUGAAAGAAUUGCCCCUGAUUGUAACGGAUUGUACCUGUCUUUGGGUGUUGAUGAUGUAGACCCAACACAGUGAGAAGUGCUGCCACAUCUCUCCAAAAUUAAGAGCAUCAUUUCAUUUGGGAAAAUGCCAUUUUAUAUUUUUUACUUGUUUCAUUUGGUUGCCAUCCUGAAACGGUUGUUUGUGAACUAGAAGUUUUUUUGUUAUUAUUGGUGAACCCUUAUCAUUUGCAGAUAAAGCAUUUGCUUUUCAUACAUGUUCUAUGCUAAAAUAUCAAAACAUGUAGAGAGAGUGUGUGUAUAUGUAUCACCUGACAAACUCAUGUUGUGAUUUUGGUUCGAUUCACUCCACUGGGCCUAAAACCCUAAGGGGUGUUUUUUUUUGUCCCCUCUUGUAAAUGAAGACCCCUAGCUUUAUUAAAAAAACAAGAUAUAAGAAAACAAUAUUCAUAAGUGCGACCUGUUUUAAAAUAAAAAUCUAAAGUCACCAGUA